GGCACCGAUUAAAAUGUUUCUAAUAUGUUUUCAUAAAUCAAAACACAAAUUUUUUUUUAUCUAAAACACCUAUUUCAACUAAAAAUUGAAAAAAAAAUUCCAAAUUAGUUGCUCCCAAGAAAAUUAGAGUAGGAAAGAGUGGUGAAGUUCCUCAUGUUCUUGAAAACUGGGAAAAUGAAAUUAUUAGAGAACAAGGAGAAGAUCGUUUUUGGGAAGAAGUUCGUGUCAGACAGGUUGACAAACAUCCCUCUGAGUUUGUUGGAUAUGAUUGGAAUCGUCUAUGCUCAGAAGCACCUCCUCAUAGAAGAAGUGGUAUUCCAAGACACUCUAUUCUAAAAUUCAGGUUUGAACGUGGUGAGUUUCCCCUUGCUGCUACUAAGUUAGGUUCCAAUUCUCAAUUUGUUCAUGGUUGGGAUGAAUGGGUAACUAAGGUGUUGAAGAAUCCUUCCUAUGUUAAACUUCUCUCUUUUGUUGGCAUACUUGAUGCUAUACGUAUCACUUCCAAGCUUAAUAUUCGUAGAGAAAAAAGGAUGGAUGUGUGGCAUGCUAUUUUUGCGAGGUGGAGCACGUUUUCUCAUACUAUGAUUACUGCAUGGGGGGAAUUUACCUUCACUCUAGAAGAUGUAUGUGUUUUCUUAGAACUUCCCUAUAUAGGAAAAGAUGAUUUUCGCUCUAUUAAGCUUUCUGAAGAAGAGGUAUGUACUCGAGACUUUUUCUUCGAUCCACUUAAGAGUCUGAGUAAAACUUCGAAGGUUGCACGAUUCUCUAAUUAGAUAGGGGUUUUUUAUAAAAAGUUCAAUGCUAAAGGAAUUGAGAUUGGUUCUCCUGAGUACCAAGACCAUAAGCAUGAGUUGGUGGCUUUAGUAAUCUUUUGGUUAGCAUGACACAUACUCCCAGGGUGUUCAGAUGAUGGUAUCUCUCCAGCAAUUGUUCCUUUAGCAAUAAAAAUUGUUAAGGGAAUACAUUUUCCUCUUGCUCCACUAUAUUUAGGAUCACUAUAUAAAAGAUUAAACUUGUUCUAACUCAAAACUGUUGAGUCAGCUGGGCGUUACAAAGUUUUAACUUAUGUGGAUGCUUCCUUCAUUCAGAUAUGUCUAUGGGAAAGGUUUGGUACUUGCGCUCCCGUGCCUAAUGUAUAUCCUUUUGCAUCUUUUUCUGUGAAUAACCCUUUAUCCAGGAAUAACUACAGAGCUUUGGCAUGGCAUGAUCGACUCCCGAGAGGUAAUGUUCUUAAAGUGAUGGAUGUGACAAAAGAAUUCAAUCCCAGACCUUAUGUGCAACCCAUAAAUAGAUUCGGUGAUCCUAGAAUUUAUUAUGAUUGCCACCUUCUAUAGUCUGGAAGAAUGAGUUCACAAAGUAUUAACUUUUGUGUAUGGGUUCACAGUUUCCAAUUGCCAUCUAUGAUUGAGAGUUCCAGUUUAGGUGGAGAUAGAAAUAUUCUUUCUAUUGAGGUAUGUUCUUUUUUUAGAGUGGCACGCCAAUUUGGGUUUGACCAACCAGCUCCGCCUGACUCUUCUUCAACUAUCAGUUUUUCUUCUUGGGUUUCUUCAUUCCUCAUGGCAGAAUUUCAACUCCAUUUAGAUAAAUUUAAGAGUUGUACUGUCCCAGCUUUUGAUAGAGUUGGUAUCCAUACUUCUGGAUGGUUUGCUUAUUGGAUGGAGUGUGUUGAAGAAUGUAGAUCUUUUAUUAUGCCUUUGACGAAUCCCAAAGCUUGUCUCUACACUCCUCCUAUAAGUAACUCCGAUGUAUCCUUACGCUUGAUUUCUCUCAAAAAGAAAAAAAAUGUAAAUGAAGAAGAAGAUGAUGCUCAUCGCGCUCUUACUCAUCAAACAAAACAUGUGCAUCGAAAAAGAGAAACAACUGCGAGAGUAGAACUUAACUCGAUUGAAGAGGAAGAGACUUUUGAAGCUGAGACUGAGGAAGAAUAAUGUGACUCUAAAUGUAGUGAUGAAUCUGAUGAUGAAUCAGUUGAUGUUGAUAAAGCUAAAGUUGAGGGUGAGCCAACCCCUUUUGAUGAUUUCAUUGAUUUGGAUGUUUUAUUUCCAAAUCAUGUUCAGAACUCUACCAUGAAUCAGGCUAUUCGAGAUGAGGUUGUUCUUGAUACUGAGACUAUUCCUGCUGUUGAAGUUGUUCCUAAGUUUACUCCAAAUGUUGAGGUUAUUCAUGAUGUUGGAGUUGAUACUGAUGAUGUUAGAGCUAUUUCAAUGACUCCUGGUGCUUCUUCCUCCCCAAUGCCAGAACACAGAGAUGCAAGUAGUGCUUUUGGCACUCAAGUAGCACAUACUGAACAAAGUGGUAAGAAAGUUGACUUCCACGACUUUCAAGUUUCAUUGGAGUAUGUGGCAUACUUGGAGCAUGUUUUCAAUAUAGAGGGAGAGUUUUGGAGUACCUCCUUUGUAAAGAACGUAGACGUCAUUUGCUUAGUGAUGGAAGUGUUGGGUAGAGCUUUAGCCAUUUCCCAUGCUCCACUAAUGAGUAUUUCACCCGAGGAAUUGCAAUAGAUGUUACAGGAUUUCGAUGAUGCUUGUAACUUUGGAUUCAAGCUUGAGUGCCUCAGUGAUUGUAGAUCUAAAGCCAAGAUUUUUCUCAACAAGUCUUCCUUGGAGAAUGAGUUAGAAGACAUUGCAGCGAAGAUAGCUUUACUGAAAAAACGUGAAGCUGAAGUACAAGAACAAUUAGAUGUAUUUGCCAAUAAUAACUCUUCUCUAUGGAGUAUGUAAUUGACUAUUUUUCUUUUACUCUUUCUGAAAGCUCA
This is a messenger RNA of Theobroma cacao (cacao), 2755 nucleotides long. NCBI's taxonomy places the organism in Eukaryota, Viridiplantae, Streptophyta, Magnoliopsida, Malvales, Malvaceae. The record is from RefSeq and is a predicted model, not a curated record.